This is a messenger RNA of Bactrocera oleae (olive fruit fly), 1333 nucleotides long. RefSeq names its product atilla (gene atilla). NCBI's taxonomy places the organism in Eukaryota, Metazoa, Arthropoda, Insecta, Diptera, Tephritidae. The record is from RefSeq and is a predicted model, not a curated record. Gene Ontology annotation, biological process: regulation of synaptic transmission, cholinergic; sleep; positive regulation of voltage-gated potassium channel activity.
UUUAACAAAAAAAAUGCAAUUAGAUAAUUCCACUAGGAGGGGCUUAUAGCCGGUAUACCCCUAUAAAUAAGUAUAUACAGUUAUAGUUCGCACAUAUAGAAACGUCAUACAGCUUAACAGCAACAAUUUGCAACGAUCAACAAAUAUAUAUAACAAAUAAAAUAAUAAAAUGCAACAACGAGAGAAAACUAGAGAUUUCUGUACAAAUAGGCGUCAAAUUUUCCAGCAUUUGCUAAAUAACACAAGGCAUACGCGCGUGAAAAAGCGAAAUUAAAUAUAUAUAUAUACAUAUAAACCAAAAUGUAAGCAUAGACAUACAUAUAUACAUAUAUAUACAAUAUGUAUGAAGACUUGUGCACAUAUUUGUUAUUUGAAAACUGAAAACACAAACCAGCGCCAACUCGCUCCAAAGCUCAAGCAACAAUUUCAGUCAGUUUAAAUUGAACUGUCUUCGAGUAUACACCUUUGGUUUGGUUAUUCUAUUGCAGAAUAAAGAAAACUUGUUGAUUUUUCAAGUGUUUGUGAACGAAAAAAAUUUUGUCAGAAUCAAAAUGAAGCAAAUUAUUGCGCUAGUGCUCUUCGCCGCCUGUCUAUUGCCCAACGGGCAUGCCAUCAAAUGCUAUCAGUGCAAGUCGCUAACGGACGCCAAUUGCGCCAAGGACGUCAUCGAUUCCACCGUAAAUAUUCAAUCGGUGGAUUGUGAUCACGUGCCGAAACCUAACACUAUGGAUCAGUUGUUGCCGGUUACCAAAUGCAACAAAGUUGUAACCAGCGACAAAGCUGGUAUUAUAGUGUCACGUGACUGUCACUUUGAAGUAGUGGGUCAGAAGCCUGAUGUUUGCACAGUCUCCCACAGUCGCGAAGUACAGAGCUGUCACAUUUGCAAGGGUGAUCUCUGCAAUGCUUCCUCAGCUGGUUUCAUGGUGAUCAGCUUGGCGGCGCUAAUUAGCUUGGUCGCUAUGCAAUUUGUAAUGUAAAUUAUAUUUUGUUGAAUAUUGUUAGAGACAAUCAACUAAAUAAACUCUUGGUAGAAUAUUUGCAAAUUGCAAAUUUAUUAUGUCGUAACAUGAAAAAUACUAAAUAUGUACAUACAUAACAAUUGCCUGUCUCUAACUAUGUAAAUAAUAUAGUUUAUCAGUAAUUUGUAAAAUUAAACAAUACAAAAAAUGUUUUUCGAUCUGGUGUUACAUAUGUAUUAUCUAGAAAAAUAUGAUACACUUACACAUUUACAAAAGUAAGCAUUUAGAGAGCUGAUGGUAUUAAAAAACAAUAUUUUAUUAAUUUAUACAAAAUGUAUUUAAAGAAUUUAAUAAAAGUAGUUUCAGUAAAAAUA